This is a messenger RNA of Arachis duranensis, 4132 nucleotides long. Its product is annotated as protein BRASSINOSTEROID INSENSITIVE 1. Gene Ontology annotation, molecular function: protein kinase activity; ATP binding; protein binding. The coding region runs from base 186 to 3797 and encodes 1203 amino acids. The record is from RefSeq and is a predicted model, not a curated record. The transcript has a single exon. Gene Ontology annotation, cellular component: plasma membrane. Lineage: Eukaryota; Viridiplantae; Streptophyta; Magnoliopsida; Fabales; Fabaceae. Gene Ontology annotation, biological process: protein phosphorylation; hormone-mediated signaling pathway.
CUCUUUCUUUCUCUAAUAUUCACAUCUCAAAUCUCCCAACACACUCUCUCUCUCUUAGACCAGAGCUUCUGGGAGCUCUUUCUCUCGCUAAUGGCAGAGCUCAGACCCUAAUCCCAGCUACCUAGAUAAGCCCAUACACAAUACACACAAACUUCUCUCUCUAUCUCUCAAGCUCAACAAAAAACAUGAAACCUACACUCUACACUCGCAACACCUCUCUCUCUGUCUCUGUCUUUGUUUUCCUCAUCGGAGUGCUUUCCGUACAAGUGGCAGUGGCAUCGUCUUCACCCUCUUCUCCUCCGCGAGACCCAACUCAUCAACUCCUCAGCUUCAAAGCCACUCUCCCAAACCCUUCCCUCCUUUCCAACUGGCUCCCCAACACCAACCCAUGUUCCUUCACCGGCAUCACCUGCACCACUACCGCCGGCGCCGGCGCCUCAGUGACAAGCAUAGACCUAUCCUCCGUCCCACUCACCACCAACCUCACCGCCGUGGCAACCUUCCUCCUGCCACUGGACCACCUGCAGGUGCUGUCCCUGAAAUCCGCCAACCUUACUGGCCCCAUUCCCUCCCCUUCAAACUCGUGCUCCUCCUCCCUAACCACCAUAGAUCUCUCUCAAAACGCAAUCUCAGGGUCCCUAAACGACAUGUCGUUCCUGUCGUCGUGCAACGCGCUCCAAUCCCUGAACCUCUCCAACAACCUCCUCGAGUUCCCCGCUAACGGUUCUCCCAAAUGGACACUCCGAACCGGUAACUUCCUCAAAGUAGUAGACCUCUCCUAUAACAAACUCACCGGCCCCAACGUCCUCCCUUGGAUCCUCUCCACUGGCUGUACAGGUCUCCGCACGCUCAACCUCAAGUCCAACAAGCUCACCGGGGUAACCGACUUCUCCAGUUGCCGGAGCCUCCAGCAUUUAGACCUCUCCUCCAACAACUUCUCCGUCGCCAUUCCCUCCCUCGGCGAUUGCUCCUCCCUCCAACACCUCGACCUCUCUGCCAACAAGUACUUCGGCGACAUUACACGUGUCGUCUCCUCCUGCACCGAACUUGUUUAUCUCAACGUCUCCGGUAACCAGUUCUCCGGCCCUGUUCCCUCACUCCCCACCGGUUCGCUCCAGUUUCUUUACCUCUCCGGCAAUCACUUUACCGGUCAGAUUCCGGUCGCCAUGGCGGAAGGUCUCUGCUCUACGCUUGUUGAACUCGAUCUCUCGUCCAAUAACCUCACGGGUCCAGUUCCCCACGAGUUCACGUUGUGUUCGUCUCUCAUCUCGUUCGAUAUAUCGGCUAACAGAUUUACCGGUGAGUUACCGAUUGAGAUUUUUGUGAAAAUGGAGGGGUUGAAGGAGCUUUCUGUUGGGUUCAACCAGUUCGAAGGGUUGCUCCCAGAGUCAUUGACGGAGAUGGUGAGUUUAGAAUCCUUAGAUCUGAGUUCGAACAAUUUCUAUGGUACAAUCCCAAAGUGGCUAUGUCAAGAUCCUAGGAAUCGUUUGAAGGAACUGUUCCUACAGAAUAAUCACUUCACGGGUUCUAUUCCGUCCACUCUCAGCAACUGUUCUAACCUAGUGGGAUUGGAUUUGAGCUUCAACUACCUGAAUGGAAGUAUCCCUUCCACUUUGGGGUCACUCUCCAACCUCCGAGACUUGAUCAUAUGGCUGAACCAGCUGACUGGUGAGAUUCCGCAGGAGCUGGGUAACAUAAAGACGCUACAGAAUUUGAUCCUGGACUUCAAUGAGCUAACAGGAAGUAUCCCUGCCGGUUUAAGCAACUGCACGCAGUUGAAUUGGAUUUCCCUUUCAAACAACAUGCUCACGGGGGAGAUCCCUUCCUGGAUUGGAAAGCUUUCGAAUUUGGCGAUCUUGAAGCUUAGCAACAACUCAUUCUCCGGCAGCAUUCCGCCAGAGCUGGGCGACUGCCACAGCCUGAUUUGGUUGGAUCUCAACACCAAUAAGCUGACCGGAGCAAUCCCGCCCGAGCUUUUCAAGCAGUCGGGGAAGAUUGCGGUAAAUUUCAUCAGUGGGAAGACUUAUGUUUACAUAAAGAAUGAUGGGAGCAAGGAGUGCCAUGGCGCCGGGAACUUGCUGGAGUUUGCGGGGAUCAGCCAGAAGCAGCUCAACAGGAUUUCAACAAAGAACCCCUGCAACUUCACCAGGGUCUAUGGAGGUAAGCUUCAGCCAACGUUUAACCAUAAUGGUUCCAUGAUCUUCUUGGACAUUUCUCACAACAUGUUGUCUGGUACGAUUCCUAAGGAGAUUGGUGUAAUGUACUAUCUCUACAUUCUCAAUUUGGGGCAUAAUAACAUUUCUGGUAGCAUUCCUCAAGAGCUUGGCAGCAUGAAGAACCUCAACAUUCUUGAUCUCUCCCACAAUAGGCUCCAAGGCUCCAUUCCACAGAGCUUGACUAGUCUCUCCCUGUUAACAGAGAUUGAUUUUUCUAACAACUUCUUGGCCGGGUUGAUUCCCGAGUCCGGUCAAUUCGACACCUUUCCGGCGACAAGAUUCCAGAACAAUUCUGGUCUCUGUGGAGUGCCUCUUCCUCCCUGCACUGCCGACUCAGGUCUCGGUGGUGCUCAGAAUCAGAAGUCUAAUAACAAGAAGCAGGCGUCUCUUGCAGGGAGUGUGGCCAUGGGCUUGCUAUUCUCCCUCUUCUGCAUAUUUGGUCUGAUGAUUAUCGCCAUUGAGGCUAGGAAGAGGAGGAAGAAAAAGGAAGCGGCGCUCGAGGCCUAUGUGGAAGGAAAUUCGCAUUCCGGCACUGCCAAUGGUGGCUGGAAAUUGACAAGUGCCCGGGAAGCUCUGAGUAUAAACCUCGCCACAUUCGAGAAGCCUCUAAGGAAGCUUACAUUUGGAGAUCUUCUGGAAGCCACCAAUGGGUUCCACAAUGAUAGUCUUAUUGGCUCUGGAGGGUUUGGUGAUGUGUAUAAGGCUCAGUUGAAGGAUGGAAGCCUUGUUGCCAUCAAGAAACUGAUUCAUGUAAGUGGACAAGGAGAUAGAGAAUUCACUGCUGAAAUGGAAACCAUUGGGAAAAUCAAGCACAGGAACCUUGUUCCUCUUCUUGGAUACUGCAAGGUUGGGGAAGAAAGGCUCUUGGUAUAUGACUACAUGAAAUAUGGAAGCCUUGAAGAUGUUCUGCACGAUCAGAAGAAAGCCGGCAUCAAGUUGAAUUGGGCAGUGAGGAGAAAAAUCGCAAUUGGCGCGGCUAGGGGAUUGGCUUUCCUUCACCACAAUUGCAUCCCUCACAUCAUUCAUAGAGACAUGAAGUCGAGCAAUGUGUUGCUAGAUGAGAAUCUCGAAGCAAGAGUCUCCGAUUUCGGAAUGGCAAGACUAAUGAGUGCAAUGGAUACACAUUUGAGUGUUAGCACACUGGCAGGAACACCGGGUUAUGUGCCUCCAGAGUACUAUCAAAGCUUUAGAUGCUCAACUAAAGGUGAUGUCUAUAGUUAUGGCGUGGUUUUGUUGGAGCUUCUAACAGGGAAAAGGCCAACAGAUUCAGCUGAUUUUGGUGAUAAUAAUCUUGUGGGGUGGGUGAAACAGCAUGCAAAGUUGAAGAUAAGCGAUGUUUUUGACCCUGAGUUGAUGAAGGAAGAGCCAAGCCUAGAGAUUGAGCUUCUUCAGCACUUGAAGGUUGCAUGUGCUUGUUUGGAUGAUAGGCCUUGGAGAAGACCAACAAUGAUUCAGGUCAUGGCCAUGUUCAAGGAGAUUCAAGCAGGUUCAGGGGUUGAUUCACAAUCCACAAUAGUCACAGAUGAUGAAAGUUUCAGUACAAUUGAAAUGGUAGAAAUGAGCAUUAAAGAAGCACCAUGAGAAUUGGAUUGUAUUAGGCACUAGGCAAGAUUCCGGAGUCUUUAAUCUUUUGUCUUUGUUGGAACAAACAAAAGGAAAGAAGAAAGAAAAGCAGGAGAUGAUGAUGAGGAUGAUACAACAGAACUCAGCCCCUUCAAAAGUUUUUCCUUUUCCUUCUUCUUAACCUCAUUCAAUUCAUUUUCAGAUAAAGAGAGGAGAAAGCAGAUAAUAGACUGGGAUUUUCUGGGAUCUUUUGAUGUAUGUAGUCUCGUUAUUUUUUAUACGUAUAAACAGUUGUUUAACUUGUAUAUAAACAUUUUCAGUUGUUACCUGUUAUUACCACCUAUGUUUCUUUC